GAAAUUCAUACACCAACGGACGAAUGAGUCUCUCUUGCGUCCUCAUGAAAGCGCUCUUGUUGUCUCUUGGAGAACAACAGAGGAAGAUGAAUGUCGAGGGGCGGCUACGGAGACACAUCAUUUGGAUAUUCAGACAGGCAUUCUUGGGAUUUUCUCAUCAGAUUUGGAUACAGGACUAAACACAACCUGUCAAAAAUUGUAAGAAUUUUUCCUUUGUCUGAGGCUGUGAGCUUCUGGCACCCAGACAAGAUACCGGUGGACUUUUGGAUCAAACACGUCUUGUCAUUUUAGAUGUGAGGGACAAACGCUACACCCUAAGGCAAUUGCAGGUUACGGUGCAGCGAGAACACCCAGAGGUGGUUGAAAAAUUGUGACUUGGGUGUGUGAGUUAUGUGCUUCUGUGGUGGACAAGUGAGGCAGAGCAUCCACAGACAUUCAGAUGGAUACAGAGUGUUUGUGAGGUGGUUGCUGAAUGCACAGUGAGAAGACAAGGAACGAUUUAAGUUUGGCUUUUAUGUGAAAGAUCAGGACUUUGCAUCAAGACAUCUGGAAGAACCUUAUUCUGUUUUUUUCUAAUAUGAAAAAGAAGUUUUCACCUUGGAGUAGCCUCUUCUUAAGCAGGAAAAAGUAAGUAUAGGUCAUCAAGGUAAUGCUAUUGGAUUUUUACUUUUGAGUUACAGGCAGCUUCGAAGGAUCAAUGAAGGAGCUGGAACAAUCCAAAGAGCUGACUUGGGAUUUUGACCAAUCCUGGAGUUCAUUCCUAACACCAGCUGCACGCCUCUGUCUCAACACCUUGGAUUUUUCCGACCUCUGGGAUGAGGAAGACAGCACAGAGGAUGAGGGAACCCUAACAACUAUCAAAUCAUCAAUAUGCCUCCAAGCACCUCCGGCACCCCCUCCUCUUCCUCCCCCACCUCCCCCUCCUCCUUCUCUCGCCUCACCUUUGGCCUCUGCUUCACCUAAAGAUGGUACCGUUAAGUCUCGCACUUUGAAGCUUCACUGGAGGGAGCUGCAGAAUCUGGCACCGCUCCCCAGGAUGACACGCUUUGGGACUCAGACCAUUUGGGCCGGACUCGAGCCGGUGAAUUUGGAUAAAAACCAUCUGGAGUAUUUGUUUAAGUCUAAAGCCAACAGCAGCAGUCUGAACAUUGUAUCGGGACGGCAGAAGCAGCCAUCGAUAUCGGUGUUGGGAGUGAAGCGCAGCAACAUCAUAACUAUUGCCUUGAGCAGCUUGCCCCCUCCUCGCCUCCUCCCCCCUGCUAUCUACAGCAUGGACAGCUGUGUGUUAGAAAGAGAGGACAUUCAGCGUCUUCAAGCACUGAUCCCGACUGAAGAGGAACUCUGCCUGAUCAAAGAGGCCAAGGCCCAGAACCCUAAUGCCUCUCUGGCACCGGCUGAGCUUUGCCUCCUCACUUUGGGGGAAAUCCCCCACUUGAGCACCAGGCUUCAGCUUUGGGCCUUUGCUCUGGAUUACGACUCCUUGGAGAGGGAAAUUGCUGAGCCUCUCUUCCAUCUGAAGUUGGGCAUGGAACAACUGGCAGCCAGCCAGACCUUCAAGUACAUCCUGGCGACAGUCCUAGCGAUCGGUAACUUUCUCAACGGAUGUAAGGCCCGUGGUUUUGAGCUGAGUUACCUGGGGAAGCUGUCUCAGGUAAGGGACACACACACUCGACAGCCCCUGCUGCACCACGUCUGCGUCUUACUGCUGCAGCUCUAUCCGGAAUCCUCUGACCUCUACUCGGACAUCACCGCGGUCACUAAAGCUGGAAAGUGUGACUACUGCCAAGUCCAGUCCAACUUUACCCAGCUGGAGAGCCUGUGCAAAGCAUCAUGGGAGCAGGUGAAGCUGCUGAAUAAAGCUGACGAAAAGAGGAAAGGAGGAAAGGGGGAAAGGAUGAAAGGGAUAGGUGAUGAGGCCCUGGCCCCGGACGGUUCGCUCCGUCACAGGCUUCCAAAGAUCCUGAAAGAGUGUGAGGAAAGGCUGAAAGUCCUAAGAGCUGUCCAUCGUAGGGUUAUCAAUAGGUUCCACUCUUUUCUCCUCUUCCUUGGCUACUCCCGGGCCAUGGUGAGGGACACCAAACCGGAGGACUUCUGCAAAACCAUCAGUAACUUUUCCCUGGAGUAUAGGACCAUGCGACAGACCAUCCUACUGCAGAAAGAAAGAGAGCGGGAGCGACAGAAAAAUGCGACUGAAAGCCCGGGUCCAAACACCCCUGUAGGAAAAAGAAAAAAUCAACAAACUCCAUCAAAGGACAAUGAUGAGCAGGGUAGGCUGGAGGAGGUACUGAGAACACCCGAGUCCAUGUCAAGAUUGGAUGUCACUUUGCCUCGAAACCGGAAGAGGAUGGCUGACCUCCAAGGUGCAUUUUCUCGGAAAAUGAAGUGGUGACCCUGCCGACAUAUGCAGAAGCAAUGUGUGAUUGUUAUUAAUGACAUUGUUGUUACACUGCAGCUUUACAUUUGGAGCACUAUACCAGUAAGAAAUUGACAAGCGCAUGAGAUUUCACAUGCCAUUCAAUGAUAAUCAUGAUUAGCUUAGAUAAAAUAAUGGUUUUGAUCAAAUACAAAAAAAGUAUUCAUUUCUAUCUCUGUCUUAAUGGAACUAAUUCAAAUAAACUACAACUUGAACAAUCAA
This is a messenger RNA of Oreochromis aureus, 2635 nucleotides long. RefSeq names its product FH1/FH2 domain-containing protein 1. Gene Ontology annotation, cellular component: cytoskeleton; cytoplasm. Gene Ontology annotation, molecular function: actin filament binding. Bases 698 to 2389 code for a protein of 563 amino acids. The transcript has 9 exons. Gene Ontology annotation, biological process: actin filament network formation; cortical actin cytoskeleton organization. The record is from RefSeq and is a predicted model, not a curated record. NCBI's taxonomy places the organism in Eukaryota, Metazoa, Chordata, Actinopteri, Cichliformes, Cichlidae.